AUGUAUUUUGAAGUUUCAACGACAAAUGAGCCUGUGACAUUUCCUAUAACAUUUGAAUCGACUACUGUCACAGACGAACUGACAACGGAACAACAAUACACCACAAUGAGUCAAUCUAUGACAACAAAUAUAUUCGAAACAUCUACGGAACAAUAUGCAACAACAGCUGAAGAAUCUACAACACAAAAUGACGCAACAACACAAAAUUACGCCACAACUCAAGAAUUUACUACACAAAAUGAACUUACAACAAGUGAAAAAUCAACAUUUCAGCAGGUUACAACAGGCGAAGAAUCAACCACAAAAGAGUCACCAACAACACAAAAUGAAGCUACAAUUCGUGAUGAAUUAACAACAAAAAAUGAAGCUACAACUCAAGAGGACCAAACAACACAUUAUGAAUCGACAACAUCAGAAAAAUCAACAGCACGAUUUGAAGCAACAACAAGGGAGGAUACAACAACACAAGCCGAAAUAACAACAAGAGAUGAGACAACAACAACAUAUGGAAUAACAACAAGAGAUGAAACAACCACACAAAAUAUAUUAGACCCACUAGUAUCCACAAGCAAUGAUGUAACUCUGAAAAUAACUGCAGCCAAUACUAUAUAUAGAAGCACAAGUAGUUUAGAGGCGCAAACCACAGAAGCAACGACAGCAUUGGCUGAAACAACAAUUGAAACUACUACAGCAGACAAAAUGACAACAGAAACAACAAACAACAAAGUAUUCACAACAGAGACGACAGCGGUCACAACUACUAGUCACGACACUACAAUGACAGAAGAAACAACAACCAGUGAAAGAACAACUAAAUAUGAUGCAACGACACUUGGUAUGAAAACGAAAGAAUCUACUAUUGAGGAUACCACUACUACUCAUUUAGUGUCAACGUUACCAGUGACUUCGGAACCUACGUUGCCUAUGACAUCUAUGUCGACGCCAUCUGAUAACUCCUCCUCCGUAGACGCAAUCCGGGUUGCACCUACAUCUAAUAAUAACACAGGAGCUAUAGUAGGUGGUAUUAUUGGUGCUAUGGUCGCCAUUGCAGCAUCUAUUUUUGUUUUAAAAUAUUUAUUGGCCAGACAAAAGAGUGGAAAAUUUGGAUCAGACAAUAAAAUAGCACCGACGGAAACAAAUGAAGCAUCAGGAAGCAUGGCACCCUCGUCUACACAACAAGUUGUUUAA
Messenger RNA from Mytilus trossulus (common blue mussel), 1188 nucleotides. RefSeq names its product mucin-4-like. The coding region runs from base 1 to 1188 and encodes 395 amino acids. Lineage: Eukaryota; Metazoa; Mollusca; Bivalvia; Mytilida; Mytilidae. The transcript is spliced from 3 exons. The record is from RefSeq and is a predicted model, not a curated record.